UGGCAUGGCCGCCGCCGAGGACCACCAGCAUUCGGUGAAUAAUCAUAGUAACCACCAAAAUCAUCGCAAUCAGCAGCAGCAAAAAUCGGGCAGUUUCAGUGGAUGUGGUAACAGGCCUCAUAUUUCGUUGGACAAAUGUGACGAGUUUCAGUUCAAGGUGCCGACGGAGGCGCCGGUUUUCGAGCCGUCAGAGGAAGACUUUAGAAAUCCUCUGGUAUACAUCAACAAAAUACGACCGAUGGCGGAAAAGUAUGGAAUUUGCAAAAUUCGACCACCGAGUUCCUGGCAGCCACCGUUCACCGUGGACGUGGAGAAGCUCACCUUCACGCCCCGUAUCCAGCGUCUCAACGAGCUGGAAGCGGAAACACGCAUCAAGCUGAAUUUUUUGGAUCAGAUUGCGAAAUUUUGUGAGCUACAAGGUACAACGUUGAAGAUACCGAUGGUCGAACGAAAGCCCCUCGAUCUGUACACGCUCCACAAAGUCGUCAAUCAAGAGGGCGGUCUCGAAAUUGUCACCAAGGAACGGAAAUGGUCAAAGGUGGCGUGCCGAAUGGGGUAUCAGCAGGGCAAGAGUGUCGGCUCGAACCUCCGGUCACACUACGAACGAUUGCUUUAUCCAUUUGAUGUGUAUCGCUCGGGCAAAGUGGUAGAUCUGGCAAACAUUGAGCCAGACCCGACGGAGGACUGUGAGUACGAGCCACACUGCAUUGAAUCGCGCCAACAAGUGCAACCACCACUGAUUGCCGCCCGUCGCUCGCAGCGCUUCGCCCAGCAGCAGCAGCAGCAGCAGCAGCAACAGCAGCAGCAGCAGCAACAACAAAACAAACAAACAACGGGAAGCGGCAGUAGCAGCUGUAGCUCCGGUGGUAGCAUUCGUGGCUCGUCUGAGGAAUUGUCUCCUGUGAAGAAGGAAUUGCGCCAUCGGAGCAUGUUGGAGUUUGCGAACAAACUGGCUGCUGCACGAGCUAGUGGUGGUGGUGGGGAGGCGAACGGUGGUGGGGUUUCAAGCACCAAGGACGAGAAGGGUGCAGGCGGACACGGGUCGAUGGGCUACGACCCGAUGGCCAAGUACAUUUGUCACAUGUGCAACCGCGGCGAUGUUGAGGAAUCGAUGCUACUGUGUGAUGGUUGCGAUGCUUCGUACCAUACUUUCUGUCUGAUGCCGCCACUGCAGGACAUUCCCAAGGGCGAUUGGCGCUGUCCGAAGUGUAUAGUAGAGGAAAACACGAAGCCGGUCGAAGCUUUCGGGUUUGAACAGGCGCAGCGCGAAUAUACGCUUGCACAAUUUGGCGAGAUGGCCGAUCAGUUCAAAUCGAACUACUUCAACAUGCCUGUCCACCUCGUACCGACCGAGCUGGUGGAGAAGGAGUUUUGGCGCAUAGUGUCGUCAAUUGAUGAGGACGUUACGGUGGAGUACGGAGCAGAUCUGCAUACGAUGGACCACGGCAGCGGCUUUCCGACCAAAGCCUCGCCCUACGUAUCUGCCAGCGAUCAGGAGUAUGCUGAGUCAUGCUGGAACCUUAACAACUUGCCGGUACUGGAUGAGUCGAUCCUCGGGCACAUCAACGCCGACAUAAGCGGCAUGAAGGUACCCUGGAUGUACGUCGGAAUGUGCUUCGCCACGUUCUGCUGGCACAACGAGGACCACUGGAGCUACUCGAUCAACUAUUUGCACUGGGGAGAACCGAAGACGUGGUACGGAGUGCCGGGCAGCCGGGCGGAGGACUUCGAGCUGGCGAUGAAAUCGGCCGCCCCAGAACUGUUUCACUCGCAACCGGAUCUGCUGCAUCAGCUGGUUACUAUUAUGAAUCCAAACAUUCUGAUGAACGCUGAUGUGCCCGUUUACCGGACGGACCAGCAGGCGGGCGAGUUCGUAGUCACAUUCCCGCGGGCAUAUCACGCCGGCUUUAACCAGGGCUAUAAUUUUGCCGAGGCGGUUAAUUUUGCUCCGGCCGACUGGAUGAAAAUGGGCCGCGAGUGUGUUAACCAUUACUCGAAAUUGCGUCGUUACUGUGUCUUCUCGCAUGACGAGCUGGUCUGUAAAAUGGCACUUGAGCCGGAUCGGCUGAACCUUGGUAUUGCUACCGCAUGCUACAUCGAUAUGGCAGAGAUGGUCGAUACGGAGAAGAAGCUACGUAAAAACCUUCUCGAGUGGGGAGUCUCCAACGCGGAACGCGAAGCGUUUGAGCUACUGACUGAUGACGCUCGGCAGUGUGAAAUUUGCAAAACCACUUGCUUUCUCUCGGCCGUCAACUGCAAGUGCACCACGAACCUGGCCUGCCUUCGCCAUUUCGCCGAGCUUUGCGAAUGUCCUCCGGAAAAUCACACGCUCAAGUAUCGCUACACACUUGACGAGUUGCCGUUGAUGGUCCAGAAGCUGAAGGUCAAGGCGGAAUCGUUUGAAAAGUGGCUUUUUCGUGUGCGUGACGUACUCGACCCGUCAGUGCCGAGUAGCAUAACGCUCGAAGAAUUGCAGAGCAUUGCGCACGAGGCGGAAAGUCAGAAAUUUCCAAACAGCGUCAUCCUCGAGCGAUUGAACUUGUCGAUUCUGGAGGCGCAAAAGUGCAUUACCGUUAUUCAACAGUUGGACAUUAACAAGAUACGGACGCGAACGAGAAACUCGCUCGAGUGCGCCAAGUAUAAGCUGUCCAUGGAUGAGCUGGAACUGUUCCUCAAUGAGAUUAAUGCACUACGCUGUGUGAUUCGGGAGGGUGACAGUGUGCGCGAGUUGCAAAGGAUCGGACAGGAGUGGCUUCGACAGGCGGACAAGGUACUAAAGCUGAGGUUCAAAGACACGAACGUGCAACAGUUGAACCAACUGAUCGAGGAGGGUAGCGCAUUGUGCAUCGAGCUGCCACAGAUAGCGAAACUUCGGGAACGGCUGACGCAGUACAAGUGGUAUCGGCAGUCGCGAACACUGCGGGAGAAUACGAUCGAUCGGAUGUCGCUCGAAGAACUGAAGAAGGUGGUCAACGAGGGGAUGCAAAUAGCGCCACACACAGUAUUAGAGAAGGAGCUGUCACAAUUACACGGCAUAAUGCUACAGGUCGUCGAUUGGGAACAGUCCGCUAAUCAAUGCUUCAAAACGGAAACUCAACACAAAAUCAGCGAAAUCGAUAGUCUGCUGGAGCGAGCCCACAACAUCGAGGCUUAUCUACCGCUCGCUUCACAGCUGAAGGACGCACUGCACAAAUCGAAGGAAUGGCUGCACGCUAUUGAGACGCUGGAGAGCAGCAAAAAUUAUAACUUUUUCCAUACGCUCCAAAACCUUGCCAAUCGGGCGAAGCUGUUGCCGGUCGAAAUGGAGAGUAAGCUGCUGUGUGAGACCAUUCUCGAUUCAACCACCACCGGUGGUGGCUGUUACAAUAGAAACGGCGGUCAACGGCUUCUUUUCAAUUCGAUGGGCUUUAUUGGGGCUAGUGGCGAUGCGGAACAGCGCAAUACGGUGGCGUCAUGUUCAUCUUCAUCCUCGUUCUCGUCGUCCUUGAAGCGAAAGCGAAUUGGGUCGAUCUCGAAUGCAGAUGAUCAGCCCCUCGCCGGUGCCUGCAUGGAGAUGAUAAUGAAAAAGAUCAAAGAGGACAGUGGCAUUGGGGAGCACGACAAACGGUUGUUGCGGGCAAAACUUGUCCUAAAUUGGACCGAUGAGGUUGACAAAAUGGGCGUAAGUACAAUACAGCAACAGCAGCGAACGGGUGAUGGCAACAAGGUUGGUGACACGGUAGACGGUGUCAUUUAUCACUGUGUUACGUGCUACGAGAUGGCAACAAAGGCUAAUGCUAUGCGAAAAUAUCGGCGUAGGCAGCACCACAACUGUCGCCAUCAUGAGCGACAUCACCAGCGAGGAGCGUCGAGGCAAGAGCAGAAAUUAAAACAGCCGCAAGAGGAACAACAGCAACAGCCAGUUCCGCACGGUGGCAAUGAAAGCAUAUCCUCGUUUGGGCAGCUGCUGCAGAUGAAAACGCUGAGCGACGAGGAUUUUCCUCUCGAUGGUGCCGCCACCAGCAGUUUCGACGAUUUUUCUCUAAAAUUCGACGAGCAUUAUGACGAAGAAGAGGAAGAACAGGACGAUGAUGCGGAAGAUGAUGUGAAGGAGGAAGUGGACGAAGAGGACGAAGAGAGUGUGGCGGGUGAGACGAAGCUCUGUCAACUGGGAGAGAAUGGCUGCAAUGGUUGCAAGCCUGCGGUGGAUGCAGCGCCACCGGAGUACAGGGGAAACGAGGUUAAUGGAGGUUUUAAGAACGGUAGUAGUAGUGGAAAGGUAAAAACGGAGCCCCCUGAAGAUGAUCAAACCAUCAAUGAUGAGGUAAUGGACCAAGUCGCUAAUGCGGAGGCUAAAUCACGAAACGGUACGAAAGCGGGGUCCACGUCAUCGUCACUGUCACUAUCCUCGACAUCAAUGAAAACAACGGUAUCGAGCGUAAACACCGCUUGGCCCGAGAGUUCUAGUCAGUCGCUUGAAGUUUCGCUAUCGAGCACGAGCCGCAAUCCAUCUAAUUCAAAUGGCAAAAGCAACAGCACGGCGAAUGCCUACCACCAGCAGGACAAACGGACCCAAGAGCACCAGCAGCAAUCCAACAAUCUUACUCCGGGAUUAUGAUAAACCCAUUCGUUUAGCCGACAACGUUUCACGAACUCUGCGGUCUGCAAUUGCUGUACUGCUGAGUGAACGAGAAAGCGAACCGGUGUUUGUGAAUGGUGUUGGCAGAGUUAUACUCUGCCAUUAAACUACACAUGCGUGUGUGUAGUGAGCACGAAGAGCACAUCUGCUGUAUUUAGUUGGCUCGGGUAUAUCCGUAGACUCCACAAUAGGCCCACCUGAAUCCUGUUCCAUCCCGUUCCAUCGGGAGGCAUAAAAUUGAACAGUUUGAGAAAGAUUGAGGGAGCGUAGGAAAAAGAACGGAAGGAGAACAGUGAUUGAAACAAGAACAAACUGAUCUUUUGACGAUGAUAGAGCGAUAAUGAUGAUAACGGUUUGGCUAAAUUAUUAGACUCUAGCAUAUUUUUUAGUACAUAAGUAAGGGCAUCUGAUUGGGCGUGGAAGCGACGCUGGGAUGGUUAGGUCAUCAUCAUCAUAGCAGUAAACACUUACGAAACCAAGCAUGUAGUAGUAGGUUAGUCAUCCCUGUAUGCGGCACAGACGAGCAACAAAUUCGGUUCUAGUACGUACCACUAGUUCAACAAUCUUUUGUAGCGCAGCGACUACUUGGAGGACGUUUCUUAGCCUUAAACUUGGGUUAUUACACUGUUUGGUAUGCAAAGCGGUUAGUCGCCAUUUGUACGAAAGAAUAUUGUAUAUAAAAUGCUUUUAAUAGACAUUUC
This is a messenger RNA of Anopheles bellator, 5319 nucleotides long. It is a transcript of the gene Kdm5, whose product is annotated as lysine-specific demethylase 5. The record is from RefSeq and is a predicted model, not a curated record. NCBI's taxonomy places the organism in Eukaryota, Metazoa, Arthropoda, Insecta, Diptera, Culicidae. Gene Ontology annotation, biological process: chromatin remodeling. Gene Ontology annotation, molecular function: histone demethylase activity; DNA binding. Gene Ontology annotation, cellular component: nucleus. Bases 5 to 4597 code for a protein of 1530 amino acids. The transcript has 4 exons.